UGUUUAGUUUAAAUGUGGCGGCAAAACCAACUAACCAUAUACUCAAUUUCCACAAAUAAUCAUAAACUCAUAACAAUAAACAACCCAAUAUCCUUUUGAAGAAGCAGCAAGUUAGCAAAAAAUAUGUUAUCCCUCCAUCUGCCACACACACCUCCUUUAACUCUCCUAAAAUCCAACCAUAAAAAACCCACAAAUCACCUCUUCUUACACUUCAAUCCUAAUCUGUCUUCUUCUUCUACUACCAAAUUCAACAAUAAGUUGCCUUUCGUCGCGGCCUCGGCUGCCUCCACUGCCUCCCAAGUGGCUGAGGAGGCGGUGGGGCUUCCACCGGGGCUGCGGCGAGAAGCGAUGCCGCUACAUGUGGCGGUGAUCAUGGAUGGCAAUGUGAGGUGGGCAAAGCAAAGAGGAUUGCCUGGUGGUGCAGGACAUGAAGCAGGGGUGAGAUCAUUGAGGCAAAUGGUGGAGUUAUGUCUAAAAUGGGGUAUCAAAGUUCUCACUGUUUUUGCCUUCUCUUAUGACAAUUGGGUUCGCCCACAAGUGGAGGUUGAUUUUUUGAUGAGCUUGUUUGAGAGAGGAAUUAAAUCAGAAUUAGACAAGUUUAUCAAGCAAGGAAUCCGAAUAUCAGUAAUUGGAGACACUUCAAAGCUGCCUAAAUCCUUACAGAAAUUGAUAGCUGACGCUGAAGAGACCACAAAAGACUUCACAAACUUCCAACUAAUUGUGGCAGUUAGUUACAGUGGUAAAUACGACAUCAUACAAGCAUGUAAGAACAUCGCGCAGAAGGUGAAAGAUGGUGUCGUAGAAGUGGAUGGAAUCGACGAAGGAUUGAUCGAACAAGAACUCGAGACUAACUGUACUGAGUAUCCUUAUCCUGACUUGUUAAUAAGAACUAGUGGUGAGCUUAGAGUCAGUAACUUCUUGCUUUGGCAAUUGGCGUACACUGAGCUGUUUUUUGUAAGAGCUCUUUGGCCUGAUUUCGGAGAAGAGGAGUUUGUGGAGGCCUUGAGAUCGUACCAACAAAGGAAUAGACGUUAUGGUGGGCGAGAUACUCAAGAAUCAAGUGCUACUAAUCGGUAAAACAUUAAGAGAAAUUUACUUGUGGAAAUAAGUGCGCAGGAGAUUGUUAAACAGACAGACAGGGUACAGUAUUCAUCCUACACUCGGGUAUAAUUUUACUGUCUUCUUAAUUUCUCCACAGUCCACGCUACGUACUAAUGUGCAUACCAGAUGAUGGUGGAGAAUGUGAGACGAAGUGAAAGUAUACUUGGAUGUAGGAUUAAAGUCAUACUCAUAUACUAUGGGAGGAUAUAAUAAACAAAUUCAUAAGUACCUUUUGCUGUAAAAUGCUACUAUACAUGUAACAUGUCUCAUCCUAAAGGAGAAUUCUUAUGUAUACAAGACAUAAUAACAGGAAUUUUGAGAUUUUCAA
Beta vulgaris subsp. vulgaris (sugar beet) is the source of this 1429-nucleotide messenger RNA. Its product is annotated as dehydrodolichyl diphosphate synthase 2. The record is from RefSeq and is a predicted model, not a curated record. The transcript is spliced from 3 exons. Lineage: Eukaryota; Viridiplantae; Streptophyta; Magnoliopsida; Caryophyllales; Amaranthaceae. Bases 124 to 1077 code for a protein of 317 amino acids. Gene Ontology annotation, biological process: plastid membrane organization; response to cold; polyprenol biosynthetic process. Gene Ontology annotation, cellular component: chloroplast stroma.